GAUUGAUGGGGAUCAAUAUCCUGCAAGACCCAAGGAUCCAAGGAAAGACAAUGUGUUUUCCCAACACUCAAUUUCCUUUCUCUACAGGACAAUGAAGGUCACAGAACCUCCUGCUCACAUCCCAUUGAUGAUGUCUCUGCUCCAGAAAAGGUUCAGGAUGCGACAUAAUAAUAAGGAUUUCUUCAAUUCACUUUAUCUCUACCACUGGAUCGGACUCAAUCGUUCCCAAAAUGCUGGGUCCUGGCAGUGGACAGAAGGCUCACUGUUCUCCUCUGGACUCUUCAACAUUAAGCUGAAAUCUCCUGGUGGGGACUGCAUAGCGUAUGGUUCACGAACUUCAGGACACGCAGAAAACUGUACAACUGCGAAGAACUAUAUCUGUGAAUACAGCAGAAGACAGCCAUUUGCCGGGAAUACUUGAAAAGCAGACUGAAGAGCAACCCACGAGUCACUCACAAGAAAGAGAAUCCUUAAAACUGGCUUCUCCA
Messenger RNA from Ornithorhynchus anatinus (platypus), 488 nucleotides. RefSeq names its product NKG2-D type II integral membrane protein-like. The record is from RefSeq and is a predicted model, not a curated record. NCBI's taxonomy places the organism in Eukaryota, Metazoa, Chordata, Mammalia, Monotremata, Ornithorhynchidae. Bases 92 to 421 code for a protein of 109 amino acids. The transcript is spliced from 4 exons.